GUAAUAUCCCUAUUUGGCUGUUUCCAAAGCCUCUUAUUCAAAAUAUGAAAUCUAAUAGAGAGGAUUUAAUGCUAGAAAUCCAUCAAAGCUUUUAGAAUUUUAGAAAGUUUUGGAGGGUUGUGAGAUUCUGCUGGGUGCCCACUCAUGUGGGUAUAAAAGGGAAUGAGAGAGCAGACAAAAUAGCAAAAAAAAAAAUCAACAAGGAUGAGCAGUGUUUUAAAUAUACCCUUAGGUGGGACAUGGAUAGUGAUGGAAGGACAUGUUUGCAGAAAUCUAUGCACAGGGUGUACAGAUUUUGUUAUUUGUCCUUAUAUUUCCAUAGAAUAAGUAAAUCUUCAUAUAGAGGAAAUGGAAGUCAGUGGAGUAAAUAGGGCUCUCUGUAUGCUGGCCACUGGCUGAUGUAGAAUUGUCUAUUAAAAAAUGAAAGGACAAUUUUGGUAAUUGUAUACAGAGGCACUAUUUUCACAUAUUUCACAACGCUGAUGGAAAUGAGGGAGAGGAGUUUGUUGUGUACGUAGAGGAACUGCAAUAAAAUGAACUCCUCUCAUCAACUCUGGCCCCUGUUUCCACCGUCUUCCUGCAACAACUCGCCUCUCAUGAGGUUUCAGAGUGAGAAUUGAUCCUGGGAAAACAAAGGGUGUCACCGUGAGUCACUCACAGGGAACCUUUCCAUGAUGUUGUUAGACAGUUGCCAGUCUGAGUCUGUCAGUGGAUGUAAUUUUGCCGGGCACAAUGGCCGUAAAGGAAAACAUUGCAGCCACUGCAGCCAGUUCACAGCUACUGGGAGAAACGGUUUAACCUUUGAUAGAGUGAGCACGCCUCGGGACAUUAGCUGUUUUAUUCAUAAAAUUAGGCAAACUGGGAAUCAAAAUAGUUUCCAUUGGACCACUGCUUGGUGACAGGAUGCUCCAAAAAGAGGGCUAAAGGUGUAUGGAUUCUAAUAAGAGCCGACUUCAGUGUGGUACUUUAAUAAAGAAUGGACAAGGAACAGCACAACACUGUCGUCUUCAAUUUUUCAAAAAGAGAGCUGUUUACUACUAACAAUGGAUACAAAUCCAUGCAGAAAAGAUUAAGAGCUCAAUGGAAAAUCCAGAGCAUGAAGGAAGAGCUGUCUUUGGAGAAGCUGAAGGGUGUCAAGUUGUGGAUAACUGCAGGCCCGAGGGAGAAGUUCACAGCAUCCGAGCUGGAGGUACUGAAGCACUACCUGGAUGGAGCAGGAAAUGUUCUGGUCAUGCUUGGUGAAGGAGGGGAAAUGAAAUAUGAGACCAAUAUCAACUUUCUUUUGGAGGAGUUUGGAAUAAUGGUCAACAACGAUGCUGUUGUCCGGAAUGUGUAUUACAAAUACUUCCAUCCUAAGGAGGCGCUUGUGUCCAAUGGUGUGUUGAACAGAGAGAUUAGUCGGGCUGCUGGGAAAGUGGUCACAGGAAUCAUUGAAGAAGAAAAUGUUGGAAACAAUGCACAGGCUCUCACAUUUGUGUACCCAUAUGGUGCCACACUGAGUGUGAUGAAGCCUGCUGUAGCUGUUCUUUCAACUGGCUCAGUCUGCUUUCCCCUCAACAGGCCUGUCCUGGCCUUCCAUCAAGGAAAGGAGGCAGGCAAACUGGCAGUGUUGGGUUCCUGCCACAUGUUCAGUGACCAAUACAUAGACAAAGAGGAGAACAGUAAAAUCAUGGAUGUUGUGCUCCAGUGGCUCAUGACCGAUAAUAUUCAGCUAAAUCAGAUUGAUGCAGAAGACCCAGAGAUCACAGAUUACACCAUGUUGCCGGAUGCAGGCUGCCUGUCAGAACAGCUCAGAGUGUGUCUACAAGAGGGGGAUGAAAACCCCAAGGACUUUACCUCUCUCUUUGAUACGUCUUUGUUCAAUCUGUCAACUGACACGUUACCCCAAGUCAUCAGUGCUUACAAGCAGCUUAAUGUCAAAGACGAGCAACUUCAGCUGAUCACACCACAGUUUGAGACGCCUCUGCCUAAACUUCAACCUGCUGUCUUUCCACCUGCCUUAAGUGAUUUACCUCCACCUAUGCUGGACCUGUUUGAUCUGGAUGAAACGUUCUCUUCUGAGAAAGUGCGCCUUGCGCAGCUCACCAACAAAUGUACAGACGAUGAUCUUGAAUUCUAUGUGCGGAAAUGUGGUGAAAUUCUGGGGGUGACUCCAAAGUUAGAUAAAGAUCAGAGGGAUGCCAAGCACAUCUUGGAGCACAUUUUCUUCCAGGUUGUGGAGUUCAAGAAACUCAAUCAGGAACAUGACGUCGACACAGAGACACGAUUCACUCCACUGCGAUUGGAUUCAUGAAACAUGUACCAUGACAAAGCACAUCGGAGUAUAUUCUUUAGUCAAGCAUUGUUACAAUAGACCAUGCAUGAUGCUGUUUAGAAACUGCAUAAAAGUUAUUUUAUACAUUUCUAUAUUGCGUUUCAUUGUGGGGGGGAGAUGUAAAAAUACACUUAAGCAAAUACAUUUUUUUAAAUUAAAAUCUUUAUUAUUUAAAAGCAUAUGGAGCUCUCAGCAUACAAACAUUUUACCUUCACAUUUACAUGCAGCAUUUUAGAAUCCACUUUAAAUUUAUCCUUGAUGUGUGUGGGUGCAGAAGCAGUCACAAUCAUCGAUAUUAAGUGUGUGUAGACAUUCUUGGCCACGUCAGGGAGAAACUUCAGGUAAUGGAUGUUGUGUAGUCGGGGUAUUUGGACUCCAUGCUUGCUCCAAAGCGCUGGACUCCAUGCAGGAUCUGGGGCUGUUGCUGUCCGGUCUUAUCAAAGAAACCUCCCAUGACAUCUGAGAGGCAGAGAGAUCGCUGUAUGACUGGUCAAAACAAGCAGGCUUUUUUUGCUUUUGAAGAAACAUGUGGGGAGUGGAGGACUUUCCCUGUAAAGGCACAGCCAGGCGAUAGUUGUCAAUUUCUUUGUUAUAUGAAAAGCUCAGAGACGGAGAAAUGGCCUCCGAUGACAGGUAGAGAGAAGAUAGGGUGGACA
This is a messenger RNA of Micropterus salmoides (largemouth bass), 2970 nucleotides long. It is a transcript of the gene ift52, whose product is annotated as intraflagellar transport 52 homolog (Chlamydomonas). The transcript is spliced from 14 exons. Gene Ontology annotation, biological process: intraciliary transport; cilium assembly. Gene Ontology annotation, cellular component: centriole; intraciliary transport particle B; cilium. The record is from RefSeq and is a predicted model, not a curated record. NCBI's taxonomy places the organism in Eukaryota, Metazoa, Chordata, Actinopteri, Centrarchiformes, Centrarchidae. The coding region runs from base 977 to 2293 and encodes 438 amino acids.